Messenger RNA from Fomitopsis serialis, 441 nucleotides. RefSeq lists its product as uncharacterized. The record is from RefSeq and is a predicted model, not a curated record. The coding region runs from base 1 to 441 and encodes 146 amino acids. Lineage: Eukaryota; Fungi; Basidiomycota; Agaricomycetes; Polyporales; Fomitopsidaceae. The transcript has 3 exons.
AUGGCACUACAGCCCGCUGAGGCUCAUUCUUUCUAUGCCGUUAGGUUUACCAAUUUCGCCUCAUACAAUAUUCUUUGGCGCGACGGUAACACGCACCCGACCGCAGAGCACCUGUUUCAAGUACACAAGCUCAUGACCCGAACAGACCUCCGCAACCUCCCGAACCCACGCGCCGCACUCGAGGAAGCGGGUCGCCUGCGCAGGCUACAACGCACAGACUGGUUCGAUGUCAAUAUCAGCGGCAUGGACGCGAUUCUCGAGGCGAAGCUCGCGCAGCAUCCAGAACUGAGAGACAUGCAGCUCGACACGGGAGAGAGCAACCUUAUCGAGGACAGUCCGGUCUCCUCCUCCUGGGGUUCGGGCUGUGAUCAGGGAAGAAAUGAGCUUGGUAAGGCACUCUUGCAACAUCUGUGCUUUUGGUCUGUGUUCGAUUAUCUGUAG